This is a messenger RNA of Vollenhovia emeryi, 1495 nucleotides long. RefSeq names its product transmembrane protein C5orf28. The record is from RefSeq and is a predicted model, not a curated record. Bases 514 to 1122 code for a protein of 202 amino acids. NCBI's taxonomy places the organism in Eukaryota, Metazoa, Arthropoda, Insecta, Hymenoptera, Formicidae. The transcript is spliced from 2 exons.
UUCAUACAAAGCUGGAAAUAAAUCUAGAAAUAAUCUAGUCUAGAAAUAAAUGUUAUCUUAUCAAUCGUUGAUUCAACACAAGAGAUAAAGAGUUUGCAUUAGAAACUGAAAUCGAUUCUCUGACUCAUAAUUCUGAUUCAUUCAAACGGGCAAAGAUUUAAAAAAUAAGGUAAUCCUCUAUUCGUAAUAAUAAAAUUGUUCUGAUCGUAAGAUUCAUCUGUCCGUCCAUUAUGAAAGAACUCAAUUCAAACUCAAUUAAAAGACUACAAAGUUGACGUACGAUUGUGUUUCAAACACGCCGAGCGUUCGCGGUCUUGCGCCGGCCGACCCGCGCGCACCGUGCACCGCGCACAGCCAAGAUGGCGGGCCGUUGUCAGUGAGCGUUCGGUUUACAGUCGUCGGCGCACCGAGGAUUAACCACGGGACGCGGUAUACACCGCGAUUUCAUUGCAGAUCCGUCGCACGACAGCCUCGUCGACCUUGCGAGAGGAGAGAUAAAGGAAACCGCGCGCGAUGUGGCACGAGCUUUGGUCGCGCGCGCUCCUGACGUGCGCGAUCGGCGCCUGCUCGAUUCUUGGCGACUUCGGGCUGAGGUACGGCAAGAGCGAGUCGGCGCGCGCGGUGUUUGACAACGCGACGCACGCGACGGUGGGUGGCCUCACGUGGACAUUGAUCGUCGUCCUCUCGCGCAAGUCCAUCGCGCGCAAUCUGAACAGCGUGCUCUCCUGCUUCCUGCUGGCGUCCUUCGUCGAUGUGGAUCACUUCGUCGCGGCGCGCAGCUGGCACAUCCACGAUGCCACGCAUUUGCAAAAGCGGCCUUUCCUACAUUGCACCACCAUCCCCGUUGUACUGUGGGUACUUUUCAUCUCACUCUCCAACGCUUUCCACUCUCCUCUAUUGGAACACACGUCCUGGGUGAUACUGGCCGCCUUUCUGAGCCACCACAUACGAGACGCUACCAGAAGAGGCCUGUGGUUCUAUCCCUUCGGAUCCACCUGUCCUAUUCCCUACUACUUAUACGUGAGUCUUUCUAUGUCCCUUCCUUACGUACUCCAUUUUCUCAUGGGCCUGCACACAUUUGCGCCGAAGGGUAACGACGACAUUAUUCUCAUCGAUAUAUGAGACUCUUCAGAAUGCGUAUAUUGUGUACCGAGUGUCCAAAUAAUCGGACACUUUUCCAAAGGUGUACAUAUACGAGAAUUGUUAAGUGAUUACUGUAAGUACAGUGAUAAUCAAAUAUCGAUAUUUCUAUAGUUCACGAAGGAAGGAGAAAAGACUAAAGCUAAAAUUGAGCUGGAAGAAAUAGAUAUAAAAAUUUGUUAUCGAAUUAACCGUUUGCUUUAAUAGAAACUUAAUUUUAAAUUUCAUUGAGAGAUAUACAUAUUUAACGUUACGAGACAAUUUGCAGUCUCAUGAGAUUAUUAGCCAUUUUAUUUGUUUAAUUUAUUUCAAUGAAGUACAAAUAUUUAAAAAUGUUACUUUAUUUUUAUUUUAU